Molecule: messenger RNA, 5669 nt
Organism: Formica exsecta
Lineage: Eukaryota; Metazoa; Arthropoda; Insecta; Hymenoptera; Formicidae
Gene: CLIP-190
Product: restin homolog
Exons: 16
Coding region: 763-5571 (1602 amino acids)
Biological process (GO): cytoplasmic microtubule organization
Cellular component (GO): cytoplasm; nucleus; microtubule plus-end
Molecular function (GO): microtubule plus-end binding
Source: RefSeq, a predicted model, not a curated record
ACUGUGUGCCAUUUUAUUUUAUAUAUAUAUUGCAUGUCUGUUAUAAUUUUAUUAGUAGCAUCUUGUUUGAUGUAUAUUAUCUAUUUUUGUGUGUGAAAUGGAUGUAAGAUAUAUUAAUAUUUGAUGGAAAUCAACACAAGAUAUAGACAUCUAAUAACAUUCUAGGUCAGAUAAAAAAUAAGUCAGGUAUCAAGAGAGACAUUAAUAAAUAUUAUAUACGUUUUUUAUAUUAUCCCAUUUAUUAUAUGUAUAACAUAUAGUAGUAGUCUUAGAAGUUACGCUUCCCUUGACUCUGUUUCUAAUUUUUAGGAUACUUUGUGUCUCUUUGAUGCAAGAAAUCUUGCUAAGCAUUGUUUCCCCUAAUUUUUUUAUUACACAAAAUUUAAUCGCCAUUUAUUUCAUAUAUACCGCGAAAAUUAAUAAAUAAAUGAUAAUAGUGAAUUCGAGUGUGCUGUAAUUCGUGUUUAUGUAAAGUAGGUCCUGAAGAGAGGAUACCACGUGUUAUACAAUGUGUAUCCCAUACACGAACAUUAAUUUACACGCGUCUUCUCUGGAGUAUGCACUGCGAAUAAUGCGUUUCAUUAAUUCGUCGCAGCGUGUACACACGAGAACGCUACGCACGCCCACGGGUCGCUCGUGAACGAGCGUGAACGGGCGCUUUACUUACGCUCGUCUUCGCACAAGUUGCUCGUGCGAGGUGCGAGUCGUUCUUCGACCGUUCGCGACAACACAUCCCUCGCGAAAGAGAAACUGGCAGAGCAGAUGGAGCCUCUAUGGGAAUCGCGCGGCCGUCAAAUAGACGAGGCCAGCUUGCGAAGAGGGUCAGAUACCAGCGUCGUUCUGACUGAGGACACAGAAAGCUUUAUGAUCGGUGAUCGAGUAUGGGUCGGCGGCACAAAACCCGGCAGAAUUGCCUACAUCGGCGAGACCAAGUUCGCACCUGGGGACUGGGCAGGAGUCGUCCUGGACGAGCCCAUCGGGAAGAACGACGGUUCGGUGGCGGGUAGCCAAUACUUCCAGUGCGAACCAAAAAAGGGGAUCUUCUCGAGGCUCACCAGGCUGACCAGGGCGCCGCUGGGCGGUUAUCAGAUGAGCGCGACCUCGACGCCGACAUCGCCGCCCGAAAGCAUCAGGGGCAGCUAUUUCGGCAAAUCCAUGUCGCCGUCAUUGAAUGUAUCAACGACAAGCUUGUCCUCAUCGAUGUCGCAGAGGGAUGAACUGAAGAUAGGUGAUCGUGUGAUAGCGUCGUCGAUGCAGGGUAGCAAAACCGGCAUACUUAGGUAUCAAGGGCCCACGGAUUUCGCCGGGGGCGAAUGGUACGGCGUGGAACUGGACGAGCCGCUCGGCAAGAACGACGGCUCCGUCAACGGGAAAAGAUACUUCGAGUGCCCGCCCAAGCACGGUCUCUUCACGGUCCCGCACAAGGUCAGCAGAUCGCCAUCCGUCAGAAAAUCAUCCAUGGUGUAUAAGUCGAGCGGUGGUGGCAACGGCACCGCUAUUAACAUCCCCAGCCUUCAGAAGAGAAGCGGUUCGCGCGACUCACUUGCGUCCAGCAUUAUCAGCGUCAACGCGAAAACGAGUACACCGAUCGGCACGACGAGGACAUUGCAGAGGCCUGGCAUGCGCAUGUCGACACUUGUUUCACGAGAUUCACUGCAGGAGAUUCUGAAAGAGAAGCAGCACGAGAUAGAGCUUCUGCGAAAGCAACGGGAUUUGGAGCGCGAAAGGGUCACCAAAGCGGCGAAUCAAGCUGAUCAAGCGGAGCAAUCUGCGCUUUCUAUCAAACAAGAAUAUGAUAAGUAUCGCGAACAGAUGCAACAAACUGUCAACGAAGCGGAGGUCACUGUCACCAAACUCGUCAACGAAAGAAAUGGAUUGAUGGUGCAGCUGGAAGACGAGAAACGGAAGUGCGAAGAUCUUCUUUUCCGUUUCGAAGAGGAAUCCGUGAAUAAAGACGACAUACAGAAAGAGAGAUCUGAGCAAAGUGUCAUAAAUACUGUAAAUGAAAGCAGGAUCAAGCAGCUCGAGGAAGAGCUCGCUGAGGAGCGACGGGAACGCGCCGCUCAGUUGGAACGCGACAGCAUCAAACUCUUCGAGGCCGAGGAGGAAUUGACGCGGCUGCGUAACGAGAUCAGCUGCGCGACCAACUCGCACAAUUCUCAGCUUCAUGAUCUAGAAAGCCGGAAUCAGAGCUUAGAGGAGAUCAAGAAUAGCUUGGAGAAGGAAGCGCGGGAGAAAUCGGUCCUGGUGAAUGAAUGCGUGGAGCGUAUCCGGCAAUUGGAGCUUGAGCUGAGCAAAACGAAGCAAGAAAGCACGUCGCACAGCGAGUCCGAGAAUCGUCUGGAGAGAGAAUUGGAAGCGACUAAACGAAGCUUGCAGGACAGAGAGACAUUAAUAGAAAAUAUGAAAUUAGAAUUCGAAAAGAGUACGAAUUUGUUGAGCGAAGAGCUACGAAAGUCGAAGGAAACGAUCGAGACGAUAAAGAAAGAGAGCACGAGCGAAAAAGACUCGUUACUGUCAGAGUAUCGACAGACGAUUGAAGAGAAAAAUCAGUUGAUCAAGGUAAAGACUGAGGAGCUGGAGAACGAGUCCAGAAGGCUAUUAGAGCAGCAGAACGUAGCCUUGGAGGGCCUGAAGACCGAGAACAUUAAGCGUAUCCAUGAACUUUCAGAGUCUUUCGAGCAACAAUUGCGCGCGAAGGACUCAAAAAUCGAGGAGAUCUCGCAACAACUCAGUCAGAGUGUAUCUGAGACCGAGAGACUGUUGGCCGAAUUGGCCGCUGAACGAGAACUUCGCAAGAAGAAAGAUGAAGAACUGAUUGACGCUCUACGAAAGUUGGAAGAGUUAAGUACGAAACUUAAAUUGGCCGAAGAAAAUAACAAUGCGUUGUCGAAACAGAUUCAAGAUUAUAGAUCCAAGAAUGACAACAAUGUUAGAAUCAUUCACGAGAAGCAACAAUUGGAGCAAAACUUAGCUAGCUUAAUCGCCUCGGAAGAGAAAUCCACCGCACAACUAAAUAAAUUAAAUGAGAAGCUGAAGGUGAAGGACAGAGAGCUCGCGGAAUUGCGAAAUGCUAGCGUGGCACAAUUAGAAGAAAUAACUAAACGUUUUGAAACCCAAAUUAAUGAAAAAGUUAAAUAUAUCGACGAGAUAAGCGCGGACAUCGCGCAGAAAGCUUUGGUGCUCGCUAAACUGGAGAAAGACAUUGCUGAUUUGAAGGCGAUUAUAGCGAGUAAGGAUAAGGAGAUCAAACAUCUUCUCGAAAAGACUUUAGAGUUACAAGAUGCUCUCACGCUAUCUGAACAAACAAAAACGAAUUUAGAGAGCGAACUUCACGUAUUCGAGUCGAACGUGCAGAAUUUGAAUCAACAGAUCGUAAGAUUCGAAGAGAAAAUAUCUCAACUAUCGUUGCAAAAGGAAAAACUGGAGCGUGAUGUAGCGAGCGCGAUUAGCAGCUCCGCUGAUUCAUCGGAACAGCUGUCGAAAUAUAAUGAGGACUUGCGAAAAAAAGAAAAGGAGCUAGACGAAGCUCGCGAGAAGAUCUUCCAUAUAGAAUCUAUGUUGAGACAAACAGAGGGAAAGUUGUCCAACACCGAGUCGGAAUCAAAUAAAAACAUAGCGUUAGUUGAGCAAUUGCGCUCGGAAAAAUCAAAUUUGGAAUCGCAAAUAGACGAUACUAAAAGAUCAAAUACAGACUAUGCCGAGAAAAUACGCGAAUACGAACAGAAAGAAAACGAAUUAUCGGCAAAGUUGAAGGAAAACGAACAUAUCAAGAAGAAUUUGGAAGAAAAAUCUGGCGAAAUCGCCAAUCUUACGGAAAGAUUGACAAAGAAAGAAGAAGAGAUCGUUAAUCUUUGCGGAGAGCAUAAAAACUUGCAAAGUUCUCACGAAGAACAGAUAUCCUCAUUCCAGAAACAAAUUACGGACUUAUCGACUCAGUUAACGACUUCGUGCGUCGAGAUAAAAAACUUGCAAAAGUUCAAAAAUAAACUGGAAGCCGAUCAAAGUGCGAAUCUAUGGUCGAUUGAGGAAUUAACGGAAAAAUUGAAAGUCGAAUUGGAUAAAUCAUUAAAGUUAGAGAACUUGAUUCAGGAAAAGAACUUGAAGCUUCAGGACACGGAAAAUAAAUUGUCGGAAUUACAAAAGAUGCACGACGCUUUGGUUAACGAUAAAGCGGCAGGCGAUAAGAAUUUAACCAUGUCUUUAAAUACUAUGACAAACGCGGUAGAGGAAUUGAACGGCAAGUUAAAGGACGCUGAAAAAAUGAUUAAAGAUAAGACGGACGAAGUGUCGAAGGCGAGAGCAGAGAUAGAAAAGUCGCAAGCACAAAUAAUUGAGAUGGACGCCACAAUCUCCUCUAUGAAAAACGAGCAUAUUCGUAGAAACGAUGAACUAAAAAACGCACAAGAAGCAGCUGCGCAGAAACAAAAUGCCGUAAACGAAUUGACUAAAGUCAAGACUGCUUUGGAGAACUCAGCGAAGUCCAUGGAAAUUCAAUUAUCGAAUUUGCACGAGGAAUUGGACAAGAGAGAGAAGCUCCUGGCAGAGAUGGAAAUUACGAUAAAGGAAUCAGAAACUUCUAAGAAGGAAGAAGUGCUAAAGUUACGGAAUUCGUUGGAAUGUGAGAUUGUAACAAAACAAAAAGAGAUUGAAGACAUAAAUAGGCAAAAUAAAGAGCUAGAAGAAAAAUUGCGAUCAUUGCAGGACGCUGUAGAUAGGCACAAAUCCGAUCUAAAUGAUAAAGAGACUAUUAUCGGUAAAUUGAAGGCGCAGAUGAAGGCUUUGGAAGAUGUGCAGGUGGAAAGAAUCAAAGCAGAACAACAGUCGCGAAAUGAGGAAACCAAAUCAAAACAGAAUGAAUUGAGCGGCGCGAAUAAGCGGAUUCACGAGCUGCAGCACGCGAUGAACGCGUUGGAGAAACAGCUGAAGGAACAGGCCGAUCAGGCGAGAACUAUGGAAAAUAAUGAGAAAGAAGUGAAGAAAAAUGUCCAGAACCUGCAGGAGAAGUUGAAUGUCGCUAAGACAGAGGAGACACGACUUCUAGGCGAGCUGAGCCGAUUGGAAAAGGAGAACAAGCAGGUAACCGCAAACUGGACAGAAGCGACGAAUCAGUUGAAGUUAUCGCACGAAAAUUUGAAGAAUACUUUUGACGGAACGGGUGACAUGAAACAACAACACGUUGUCGCAAAACUGCAGGAAGAAAAUGACACCGUAAAAAGUCAGAUAGAUUUUUUGAACUCCGUAAUAGUCGAUAUGCAACGUAAAAACGAGAGUCUGCUGUGUAAGAUCGAGGUUCUCGAGAUGGGAGUUCCCGCUAACGAAGCCGAUGACUAUACUCGAAGCACAUUGGAUAAGCGAACGGCGACGCCCCGUAUGUUCUGUGAUAUUUGCGAUCGGUUUGAUCUGCACGAGACAGAAGACUGUCCCCGACAGGCUCAGGAUUUCUCGGAUAGAGUUCCGGAAAAAGUAGCGAAGUCCUCGAAGAAGCAAUCUGUGGAGAGGCCGUACUGCGAAAACUGUGAGAUGUUCGGUCAUGACACACACGACUGCGAUGACGCCGAAACAUUUUAACAUUACAUUAUACUGUCCAUAAAUCCAUUUCAUUUGCUUGCCAAGAUGUCCCGCGCAUAGCUAUAAAGAGAUCUGUUUUAAAUUUUACAGAGUAUAUA